CGGGGGAAGCAUACGACAAACGCUGACUUCCUGUAUUUUCUUUUAACGAAUGAAUACGUUACGCAGAACAUAAGCGAGAGGGUUAUAAUAUCUGAAAACGGUAUCGCUGUGGAUGCCACUGCUGUAAAUGCGGAUUGUUUACAGCAGCCCUCGCAUCCUUUCCUCCCUCCCCUUUUCCUCUUUCCCGGAGCGCCGGAGCGCUGGUGGCGAGGCAGCGGCUACAGCAGCUCCCGCUGACCGAAGAUAGCGCCUGCAGAGCCGGCCACGGCCGUCACAUCACCCCGGGCCCCUGGAGGGUGCCAUCCAGAGCAAAGCAGGAAGCAAGCUCAUUGUGCAGCAUCAUUCUUCCGUGAAGAAAAGCGCACAGCCACUUCUGGAUUUUAUUCAUCUUCACCUCCAGGUCUUUUCAGGAGUUUGGAUGUGCAGUUUCACAUGAUAUGGCUGUUCUUAAACUAGUCGACCAGCCACCCCUCAUCCAAGCCAUCUUUAAUGGAGACCCCGAUGAGAUUCGUGUGCUCAUAUGUAAAUCAGAAGAUGUCAAUGCACUGGACGCUGAGAAGCGAGCUCCCCUUCAUGCAGCAGCCUUCCUCGGAGAUGCUGAGAUCACAGAGCUCCUCAUUGUGUCAGGGGCACGGGUCAAUGCCAAAGAUAACAUGUGGUUGACUCCACUACACAGGGCAGUGGCAUCACGUAGCGAGGAGGCCGUUCGCGUGUUGAUCCGUCAUUCUGCCGAUGUUAACGCACGGGAUAAGAACUGGCAGACUCCGUUGCAUGUCUCUGCCGCCAACAAGGCUCUGCGCUGUGCUGAGGUCAUCAUCCCGCUCCUGAGCAGCGUCAACGUUUCAGAUCGUGGGGGACGCACCGCCCUGCACCAUGCUGCCCUUAAUGGGCACACAGAGAUGGUUAGCCUUCUCCUGGCCAAGGGUGCCAAUAUCAAUGCCUUUGACAAGAAAGACUGCCGUGCACUGCACUGGGCGGCAUAUAUGGGUCACUUAGAUGUAGUGUGUUUACUGGUGAGUCAAGGGGCCGAGAUCAGCUGCAAGGACAAGAGAGGAUACACACCUCUACACGCUGCUGCUUCCAACGGUCAGAUCGCUGUGGUGAAACGCCUGCUCAGCCUGGCUGUAGAGAUAGAUGAAGCCAAUGCCUUUGGGAACACAGCGCUGCAUGUGGCCUGCUUUAAUGGACAAGAUGCAGUAGUCAGUGAGCUGAUCAACUACGGUGCUAACGUCAGUCAGCCGAAUAACAAGGGCUUCACACCUCUGCACUUUGCUGCUGCGUCCACUCACGGUGCCCUGUGUCUGGAGUUCCUGGUCAACAGUGGAGCUGAUGUCAACGUCCAAAGUCGUGAUGGGAAAAGCCCUCUUCAUCUGACGGCAGUUCAUGGACGAUUCACACGCUCCCAGACUCUCAUCCAAAAUGGUGGAGAGAUUGACUGUGUCGAUAAGGAUGGAAACACUCCGCUGCAUGUCGCUGCUCGAUAUGGCCAUGAACUUUUAAUAAACACUCUAAUCACAAGUGGAGCUGACUGCACCAGAAGAGGAGUACAUGGCAUGUUUCCUUUGCAUCUGGCCGCUCUGAAUGCUCACGCCACCUGCUGCCGGAAGCUUCUCUCCUCCGGUACCGACUACACCACCGAAUCAAGCUACAUUCACUGCAGGCGGCGUGUGGUCCUGGAACCAGAGAGUGACGGAGUUCAAGCUGAGAGGGAGAAGGAGGCAGCCCUGUGUCUUGAGUUCCUGUUGCAGAAUGGUGCUGCCCCAUCACUCAAAGAUAAACAAGGCUACAGUGCUGUUCAUUAUGCUGCAGCGUACGGCCACAGACACUGUCUGAAACUGCUUUUGGACAGAGAUGAGAACCAACAAGAUGAGAUGGAGAACAGCCAAACCAGAAGCCCAUUGCAUCUGGCCGCGUACCACGGUCACGCACAGGCUCUAGAAGUGCUCUUGGAGGGUCACUGCGAGGUGGAUCAGGGGGAUGAGGUGGGUCGGACUCCACUAAUGCUUGCUGCCCUCAGGGGCCACACUGACUGCGCUCUCACGCUUCUGAACCAUGGGGCCUCGCCGAGAAGCAAAGAUACUAUCCGAGGACGUACACCGAUCCACCUUGCAGUAAUGAAUGGUCAUACAUCGUGCGUGCGCCUCCUGCUGGAAGACUCUGAUAAUGCAGAUCUGGUAGAUACAGCGGACUCUCAGGGACAGACCCCUCUAAUGCUGGCAGUAAUGGGGGGUCAUGUGGAUGCUGUGUCUCUUCUAUUGGAGCGUGAGGCCAGUGUGGACUUGGCUGAUCAUCAGGGUCUGACUGCUUUGCACCUGGGGCUCUUGUGUGGACAGGAGGAAUGUGUUCAGUCGCUGGUGGAGCUAGAGGCAUCUGUGCUGCUGGGGGACUCCAGGGGUCGGACAGCCAUCCACCUGGCUGCAGCGAGGGGUCACGCGUCCUGGUUGAGUGAAUUGCUCAAUAUUGCGUGUUCUGAACCCCCGAUACCUCCAUUACAAGACAACCAGGGAUACACACCCUUACACUGGGCCUGUUACUAUGGUCAUGAGGGUUGUGUGGAGGUCCUACUUGAACAAAGAGAUUUUCGUCACUUUGAUGGGAACCCCUUCACCCCACUACAUUGUGCUGUGGUCAAUGACCAGGAGACCUGUGCCAACCUUUUAUUAGAAGCCAUGGGAUCAAAGAUUGUAACUUGCAAAGACUCCAAGGGCAGGACACCUCUCCACGCAGCUGCAUUUGCUGGCCACAUAGACUGUGUUCAGCUGCUCCUGGCCCAUAGUGCAUCUGUGGAUGAUGUUGACCAAUCAGGGCUCAGUGCCCUGAUUAUGGCAGCGGAGAAAGGAAGAGUCGAAGUUUUAGAAGCUCUACUUACUAGUGCCAAUGUGAACCUCAAUCUGACUGACCAGAAGGGAAAUACAGCUCUCCAUCUAGCCUGCAGUAACGGAAUGGAGGAAUGUGCAUUGCUCAUUCUUGGAAAACUUCCAGACUCUGCCCUCGUCGCUACAAACGCUGCACUGCAAACACCUCUGCAUUUGGCUGCUCGCAGCGGGAUGAAGCAGACAGUGCAAGAGCUGCUCUCUCGUGGGGCCAGUGUUCAAGUACUAGAUGAGAAUGGUCUCACCCCUGCUCUGGCUUGCGCUCCCAGCAGGGAAGUGGCUGACUGCCUGGCUCUUAUUCUGGCUACCAUGAUGCCUUUCUGCUCCCCUUGCAGCUCUGGAGCUCCUUCGCCAGGCGCCCUGCUGAAAUCUCUGCCCCGCCAGGCCAAGAGCACCCAAGGCCCCCGCAGUCCAAGGGACCCCUCUGGCCCCUCCAGUGAGGGCACGACCACCGAAAAUGACUCGGACUCAGAGACAUUUUGACCCCGGCUCCUUCUAGAUGCGCCGGUCAUAGUUUUCAAAGCACAUAUUGUCAUGAACCUUACAGAAGUUGUACAGAUUUUUGUUUAUGGAGCACAGCCUCUAUAACAAGAGAUUAUGACAUAUAGCACACAUGGUACGCUUUUGUUCUGCCACACUUGUUUGCACAGGAGAUUUUUUCGAAAGCCAUUUUAAUCAGUUUAACACAGGUUGAUUGAUGAUGGAUUGCCAAAUGUUGGCUGACUUGUCACACUUGAAGGAUGAUGAUGUAAAGUGCGAAGUGGUGUGUCUUAAUCUGUGGACUUUUGAAAGCACAAAGCCUGUGGAAGCACAAGGGGAGGUCACCCUCAUUUCACCCAUGUUGGGACCAACCAGGAAACAAGAAAUCACAUUUUUGGAACAACAGGGGAAUUGGCGUCACUGUUACCAACCUUACUUAAUAUUUAUUUGUAAUUAAAGGCUGGAAUACACCACACAACUUUUCCCAGAUUUUUGCCCCGAUUCACAGUCUUGACGAGUUGAUGCAGUUGCAGUCGGAGCCGUAUUACAGAUUGACAGAUCGAAAUGACUUGAAAGUCUAAUGGUGUGUGAUUAUCAGCCAUUUAAAAAUCUUUUCAGAUUUGAAAAGUUGUGUAGUGUAUUUCAGUCUUAAGACUAGUUAGACUGAAAGUCUAAAGUCAUGAAAUCCAGUGUAAUGUGAUGAAAAAUCCAAUGCAAGUUCUCCAUUUCUGAAUCGUACACCAGUUGUACUUUACACAUUAUAUUUGACAUGUUGUGAAAAGAAGACUCUUUAGAUGUAAACUGCAAAAAGAGCAUAUUUAAUCCACUGAGAUAACAACAUUUCUAGGCCUUGAUGGUCUAAACUUACAUCUGACGCUUUUGGAGAGUGACAAUUUUGCCACUCGAUUCCUUCUCCGACAUAAAGACAGUGUUCAAAUAAUACUUCUAUUCAGGUUGAAUUUUAGAUUCUAGUGAGAGGGCAUAGCAUGUUAUGUGAACCAUGAUGUUCUCAAGCCUGUACCGAUAUUUAUUAACAUUUAGAUAACAAUGGUACUACAGCAGUAUGCACUUAUGUAUAGGAGUAAAUGGGUGUUUAAAGGAUUAUAAUUCUGCCAUUGUUUACUCAUGUCAUUGUUUUUGUGGAACACAAGAAGAAUCUUAAUGUGGCUUUUUCCAUACACCAAUACUAUGUCUGUCAAGCUCUAAAAGUGACAAAUAAAUACCUCCAAAAGAGCUACAUACUGUAUUCCAAGUCUUCUGAAAUCCUACGAAAGCUUUGUAUGAGAAAGAGGCCAAAUUUAAAGCUGUAAUCCACUGAUAAUAUUUCCCUUCAGUGAGCUGUUGGUUCUGGAUCAUUGUGUUAGUGAAAUGAACCAAAUUGCGAACAAAUCAACCAAUUUAUCAAAAAGAACCAGUUUAAAAGAAUUAUUUGUUCACUAAUUGGACUGAUCAAGUGACUCUGAACUCAGAGACUUGUUCUGGACCCAGCAGCCAACAGCUCACUGAAGGGAAGUUUAUCAGUGAAUAAUGACUUCAAUUGUAGUCUGUUCCUCACACAAAACUAUUAUGUUGCUUCAAAAGACUUCUCCUUUUGUGUCCCAUGAACAGAAAAACAGCAGCGGUUUGAAGUAAUAUGAGAGCAAGUAAAUAAUGACAGAAUUGUGAGUUUGGGGUUAAAUAUUAAUUUAAAAAUGAAUCUAGGACUAUAAUUAACGUUCUCUGUCUUCUUUUUUCUUUCCUUCUGAAAUUCUUUUAAUAAUUUGCACUGGUUGAAUAUCAAUCCUUUUUUUAAACAGAUUUCUAAACAUGCUUUUGGGGGAUGUUAGCAAGAGUGUUUCUUUGCUUUCAAUUUUGAUUCUAUUUUGCUUCAAAAGACAAAGAGCUUUCAGUGAAGAUGGUGUUUUAAUAUCUUGCCGGUCAGAAACUUUCCAAAACAAAUUCAAAAUGAAAAUGUAAACCACCAUUUGUCUGUUUGCCUUUGUCCACAAUGUGCCAGUUUCUCCACCGUGUCCAGUGCCUUGUUCUGCAUUUUCAGAGUUUGUUAGAUUACAUCAGUAUAUGUCUGUCUGUAUGUAUGUAUUAGAGUGUAAUGAAAGUCUGAAGAUGUGAAGAUAAGUCUGGGUCACACCUGCCAAUCACAAGCCAAUGUUUUUCACCAAGUCCUGAUGUUUGUGCCUAUGAGUGUGUGAUUUACAAUAGAAAACAGUCUUUGUACAUAUCAGCUCAUGGACAUUAUCAUCACCAGAGCAAAAAUUGCACACAACUGUCUUAUAACGGAAGCACAUGGUUGAUUUUCUUUUCAUAAAUUAGAUGGAUUGUGAGUGAAAGGACGCAGAAGAAUGAGUCGAACAGUAUUAUAACAGAAAAAAAAAAAGGUUUGAAAUGUGUGACAAUCUAGAUUAUGGUUUCCUCCUUUAUUCCAAUGUUGAAGGUUCUUUGUCAGCUCAAGUUUCUUUUAUAAAAAUUGUAUGACUAUUAU
Messenger RNA from Sinocyclocheilus anshuiensis, 5832 nucleotides. RefSeq names its product serine/threonine-protein phosphatase 6 regulatory ankyrin repeat subunit B-like. The transcript is spliced from 25 exons. NCBI's taxonomy places the organism in Eukaryota, Metazoa, Chordata, Actinopteri, Cypriniformes, Cyprinidae. The record is from RefSeq and is a predicted model, not a curated record. Gene Ontology annotation, molecular function: protein binding. Bases 438 to 3356 code for a protein of 972 amino acids.